AUGAAUUUCACUCAUCAACGAGACUGGCAAAUCGCGUUGCGGCAACAAAUCGAAGAGAUCGCUCGUCGCAAUAGCGACCAUAAAAAAUAUGCUGAAGUCCAGGAUCGCACUCAGGAGAUGGACGAUCUUGUGGUUAAGUUGCGCGAGUUGGUGAACACGAACCCUGAAGAAGCAGCCCGACUGCACGUUCAGGCAGUCUCGAUUCUUGACGAAACUGAUCGUUUGAUAGAGUCGAAGUUACCCGAUGCGUCUUCGUGCCCUCAGUUCACUCCGUUUCCAAUGAAAGAAAGUAUCUUAAGACAUACGUUACGUAAUAAAGUGAUGCCCGAGAAAACGACCACAACGAUGCGUUUCACGACGUUCGCAGAUGUCGAAGAGACUGAACUCGUUGAACUGAAAGCCGAUGGUGUCGUAGAUGAACGAAAAGAGAACAAUCACAAAAAAUCAUUCGGAGAGAAAAUUUCGAAUUUAUUUGCAUCUGAAAAUAGUAACGAAAAUGGUGACGAAACGAAACGCGACACGAAGAGACAAUCGAAUAAAUGGAAUUUGUUUUGUACGAACAAAGAGAAAGAAACGCAUUCGAAGACUGGUAACGAUGUGAGGGAUUUAUGGAAAACACAAGUGAGCGUUGCAUCUUAUUUUAUCCUGAAAUUAUUUCUUGUCGAUUAA
Molecule: messenger RNA, 669 nt
Organism: Anisakis simplex (herring worm)
Lineage: Eukaryota; Metazoa; Nematoda; Chromadorea; Rhabditida; Anisakidae
Source: the annotation of a GenBank genome assembly